Cricetulus griseus (Chinese hamster) is the source of this 1914-nucleotide messenger RNA. The record is from RefSeq and is a predicted model, not a curated record. NCBI's taxonomy places the organism in Eukaryota, Metazoa, Chordata, Mammalia, Rodentia, Cricetidae.
AUGGAGGGCGGUUGUGGAUCCCAGUGGAAGGCGGCAGGGCUCCUCUUCUGUGUCAUGGUUUUUGCGUCUGCCGAGAGACCCGUCUUCACGAAUCAUUUUCUUGUGGAGUUGCAUAAAGACGGAGAGGAAGAGGCUCGCCAAGUUGCAGCAGAACACGGCUUUGGAGUCCGAAAGCUCCCCUUUGCAGAAGGCCUGUAUCACUUUUAUCACAAUGGCCUUUCAAAGGCCAAAAGAAGACGCAGUCUACACCACAAGCGGCAGCUGGAGAGGGACCCCAGGGUAAAGAUGGCCCUGCAACAAGAAGGAUUUGACCGUAAAAAGAGGGGGUACAGGGACAUCAAUGAGAUUGACAUCAACAUGAAUGAUCCUCUUUUUACAAAGCAAUGGUACCUGUUCAACACUGGGCAAGCUGAUGGCACUCCUGGGCUAGACUUGAACGUGGCCGAAGCCUGGGAGCUGGGAUACACGGGGAAAGGAGUGACCAUUGGAAUUAUGGAUGAUGGAAUCGACUAUCUCCAUCCAGACCUGGCCAACAACUAUAACUCUGAUGCAAGUUAUGACUUCAGCAGCAACGACCCCUAUCCCUACCCACGAUACACAGAUGACUGGUUCAACAGCCAUGGAACUAGGUGUGCAGGAGAAGUUUCUGCUGCGGCCAGCAACAAUAUCUGUGGAGUCGGUGUGGCAUACAACUCCAAGGUGGCAGGUAUCCGGAUGCUGGACCAGCCCUUUAUGACAGACAUCAUCGAGGCCUCCUCCAUCAGUCACAUGCCUCAAAUGAUAGACAUCUACAGUGCAAGCUGGGGCCCCACAGACAAUGGGAAGACAGUUGAUGGGCCCCGAGAGCUCACACUCCAAGCCAUGGCUGAUGGCGUGAACAAGGGCCGUGGAGGCAAAGGCAGCAUCUAUGUGUGGGCCUCCGGGGACGGCGGCAGCUAUGAUGAUUGCAAUUGUGAUGGCUACGCUUCAAGUAUGUGGACGAUCUCCAUCAACUCAGCCAUCAACGACGGUAGGACUGCCUUGUACGAUGAGAGCUGUUCCUCCACCUUGGCAUCCACCUUCAGCAACGGGAGGAAGAGAAAUCCCGAGGCUGGUGUGGCCACCACAGACUUGUAUGGCAACUGUACUCUGAGGCAUUCUGGGACGUCUGCAGCUGCUCCUGAGGCAGCUGGCGUGUUUGCACUGGCGUUAGAGGCUAACCUGGAUCUGACCUGGAGAGACAUGCAGCAUCUGACUGUGCUAACCUCUAAGCGGAACCAGCUUCAUGAUGAGGUCCAUCAGUGGCGACGGAAUGGAGUUGGCCUGGAAUUUAAUCACCUUUUUGGCUACGGUGUCCUUGAUGCAGGUGCCAUGGUAAAAAUGGCUAAAGACUGGAAAACUGUCCCUGAGAGAUUCCAUUGUGUGGGCGGCUCCGUGCAGAACCCUGAGAAAAUACCACCCACUGGCAAGUUGGUACUGACCCUCGAAACAAAUGCAUGUGAGGGAAAAGAAAACUUUGUACGCUACCUCGAGCAUGUCCAAGCUGUCAUCACAGUCAAUGCAACCAGGAGAGGAGACCUGAACAUCAACAUGACCUCCCCCAUGGGCACCAAGUCCAUUUUGCUGAGCCGGCGUCCAAGAGAUGACGACUCCAAGGUGGGCUUUGACAAGUGGCCUUUCAUGACCACCCAUACCUGGGGGGAGGAUGCCCGAGGGACCUGGACCCUGGAGCUGGGGUUUGUGGGCAGUGCGCCACAGAAGGGGUUGCUGAAGGAAUGGACCCUGAUGUUACAUGGCACACAAAGUGCCCCAUACAUCGAUCAGGUGGUGAGGGAUUACCAGUCUAAACUGGCCAUGUCCAAGAAGCAAGAGCUGGAGGAGGAACUGGAUGAAGCUGUGGAGAGGAGUCUGCAAAGUAUCCUGAGGAAAAACUAG